AUGUUGGCGCUGGAGAACGCGAUCCAGCACCGCGCGUGGACAGUUGUCGCCUUUCUUCUGACGCACCGCAAGGAAGGCGGCUUGAUCGAGGCGGUGCGCUAUGCGUUGCAGCACGGUGCCCUCCUCGAGACGGCGAUCGAGGCGUCGCCCGCCGCCACGGCGUUUGUACUGGCCGCGGGCCUCGGCGACGUCAAGCACAGUAUCUUGCGCAUCGCGAGCGUCCCGUUUCGCGUGACGGAAAGCAAGCUGCUGCUACACCACUGA
Molecule: messenger RNA, 264 nt
Organism: Saprolegnia diclina VS20
Lineage: Eukaryota; Oomycota; Saprolegniomycetes; Saprolegniales; Saprolegniaceae
Exons: 2
Coding region: 1-264 (87 amino acids)
Source: RefSeq, a predicted model, not a curated record